Molecule: messenger RNA, 4014 nt
Organism: Trichophyton verrucosum HKI 0517
Lineage: Eukaryota; Fungi; Ascomycota; Eurotiomycetes; Onygenales; Arthrodermataceae
Exons: 2
Coding region: 1-4014 (1337 amino acids)
Source: RefSeq, a predicted model, not a curated record
AUGUACGGCUCGCAGAACUAUCAGCAGCCUCCAUGGCAGCAGCAGCCGCCUCUUCCUCCUCCUCCGCCUCUCCCACCAGCUGGUGACCACUCAAACAAAUGGCAUGGAGGUGACCAGUCACAGCAUGUACAGCCUCAAUCAACGUACAACCCGAACACAUAUGGACCUAUGUCGGGAACUCCUUCGAUCGACCAUGCUCAGCAAGAUACGUCGCGGUGGGGGGUUCGAUAUAACCAACAGUUCGGCCACCAGCAUCAGCCAAGUGUCCAUGACCAGCACAACGCACCGCCGCCGUUGCCACCCUGUCCAUCCAGCGCAUUUGAAUUCUCCCAAGCACAGGCUCAGAACGCUCCCCAGCAGCAACAGCAGCAACAGCAAUGGCAACAGCCUGUCCAAACAAGUCAGCCAUAUUAUCCCCCCAGCCAUGGGGUAACGGCCCCUGAAUAUCCGCCAGUGGCACCACCGCCUCCUCCACAAUCAUGGCAGCAGCAGCCACCGCCUGCAGAUCACACCAGCUAUGUUGCCAACCAAAAUGCUCCACCACAACCACCACCGCUACCACUGGCAUACCAAGCAGAGAUUCAGCGUCCUGCUUCUGAAUGGCCAACUGCACCAGUCUAUUCACAACAUCCCCCAACCCACCGAUACGACCCAGUCUCGCAGCAGCAGCAGCAGCAGCAACCACAUCAAGCCCCAUACCAGCAUGAUCAACAUCAAUACCAGCAGCAGCAACCGCAGCAGCCACCAUAUCAACAUGAUCAGCAAGAGCAACAGCAACAACAAUAUCAAUACCCACCCCCAGAAACCCAGCAGCAACAGCAGCAGCAGCCAGUUGUGUCACCUCCUGCACCUCCCGUAGCCCAAAAUGCCGAUAAUUCAGGAAACAGCGGCUAUUUCCAGCCUGCGUCUGGAGAGACACGAAACCAUCUUCAUAGCCCUCCUCCAGAUGGGAAUCUGCAGCAGCCACUUCCCCCCACAUCACAGCCACUGGAAGCUCAGACUCCUGCAGCUUCGCUUGCUCCUGCUAUUUCUCCACUUGCUGCGCAGGCAACGGUCGCUACCAGCACCCCACCCCCUGCCACCACAGCAGCAGCUUCUAGUGCGACCCCCACAGCAAGCACUGGCGCAUCAGCCCUCGGAUUUGGGGGUCCUUCCGAUUGGGAGCAUUUUAACUCUACGGGAGAAGAGGUAGAUGAUACGGCUGAAUUCGGUGCUAGAACAAAAUCCCCUAUAAACAAGGCAAAUACAUUCGAACUGCCAUCGGAUCCAUCUCCCCAAGCUCCAGUGACUAGCUCUCAGGCAAUUUCACAGCAACCAGCCAGCGUGACUUCGGGACAAGUAUCGCCUGAGCAACCGUCACGAUCAGGCUCACAUGUAAUUUCUCCAGUUGAUGCAUCGAACCAACCUGCCAAAAAUCAAAGUGGAAGUAUAUCUGGUCGUCUCGAUAGCGUCAGCUCUAUCGAGUCAAACACACCCGUUGAUUCUAAGGCCAUUGACGGCGUCAUUGAAGCAUGGUCACAGCCAGUCAUAUCUAGUAGCCAGCAUUCUAGCUACUCGGAUGCAAAGCCUCACCAACGUUCAAACACGGUUUCAACAUUCGAUUACCCCCGAGUGACAACCCCAGUAUCCCACAUCCAUGCUUCCCCUCAGCAGAGCCCCAUGCGCACGGCCUCGAGGGCCGAUGUUCGACCAAUACAGUCAAUCGUAACAAUUUCUGACCCUUAUGAAGAUCUUGAUCCAUGGUAUGAAUCGUCCUUGACGCGGUAUGUGACCAUGCUCCGUAAGGAAAUGGAAACAGAGUCAGAAGAGGAAAAGUAUAAGCUUUUCUCAGCCUUUAUGCAUAAGGAGUCAAAACUACGUGCAAUCUUGUAUAACGUGGAAAAUGUUCUGGAUCAACAGCCUUCAGCGAAGCCCGAGCCCGCACCUGCGCCAAACCCCGUUGCCGCGUCAAGCUCGAUGGCGAAAGACGCACCAGCACCAGCACCAUCGCAGGAGGUACCCUCGAAAAUAUCUAUUCCCGACCCUCCAACCCCUGGUGAACAGGAUGAUGUAAUCUCUUAUAGUCCCGGUGGGCUACCACGACUCGCUUCUGCGCUCACUAACCAGAAGAAAAAUAAUUCUGUCUCAGAUGGGCUACAUCGAUCUGCCUCUAACCCGACUCGACCACAGCCAACAGCAGGAGCUGCCAGUAAUCAAAUAUCAAACCCAAAUUUGGGCUUAUCUGCUCAUCCAAACCCAUCUCGAUCGGUUUCUGUUCCCCCAGAGUCUGCUGUUAGGCCAAGUACUAACACACCUCCGUUCACGGUUGAGCCACCACAUGCAGUCUACACGCCUUUCCGCUAUAACGAAAACUCGCAGAAAACGUCUCAAUCCACAGCCGUGAGUCGUCCAGCUUACCAGGGAUACUCAGCCUUGCGCCUAGCGUCAGUGGAAAGUGGCCGUGUGAUGGCUCAGCCAUCCUUACAGACCCCACCAGCAUUCCCUUCGGAACGUUCAGUAUCACGGGCUGAGCAUGACGAAACAUUCUUAGGCCUGAUUAGAGAGAAGAGUGUGGCUUACCGCAGCCACCGGCCCGGAACUAGCUUGUCAAACAGACCAGCUUUACCGAAGAAAGGUUCACCAACCAUAACCUUCGAGGAACUACAAGCUUUGGUUCCUGGCCCGCCGCCUCGACUAGAAAGCAGCUCGCGUGUCGCUAUUAUCGGCGAUGAAAUCGAGCAUUUCCCCGAGGACUUCACCUUUAUUGAGAAAACUCAUGAAGCCUGGGAUAAUAGCGCUACCGGGCGCCAGGCGCAAGUCAACGCCCAGCGUCAAGCUCGCCAGGAAGAGUCAGAAACCCACAUUGACUCACUCUUCAAUGAUAAGGAGAUUGGAUACUCUGACAUCAACGUGCUAGAGGAUGAGUUCAAGCAGACCGAGGCGCAAAUACAGCUUAAUGAGGAGCGAAAAGAGUUUGACAAGUAUGUGGAGAUUGUGUUUAGUCGCGUUGACGAGAGACUCGCAUCGGAAAUCAAGCGCCUGCAACAUCUCUAUAAUGAGACAAGUGAGCUUUUGCAGCCCGGGGGAGGAAAGCCUUCAGCAUUAGGAAAAUUCGAGCUCUCACAUGCUAUGCGUAAUGCAGUGGAUAUUUUCCAAAAGCUCGAGCUCAGGCACGCUAAGCGUGUAGCUGCUGUUCUUGAGCGAGAACGACGGAGGAAAAAGGCUGAGCGCCGCUACUACGUUUUCCUGGGUGAAACUGCAGCACUGAAGCAAAUGGAGAAGGAAUUCACUGCAUUGGAGCAGAAGACGCUCCUAGAUGCUGCCAAGGCCCGAGACGAGCGAACAAAUAAGCUGAUGGAUAUAUUUGACGACACCAGCAUGCGUGGGAUUGGUGAGAACCAGCGACUACUGGAUGACAUCUCAGCCAAAAUUAACAAAUUUGACACGGACCUUAUCCGCUCGACCCCUAGUAUUGUCCCCACUGGCGGCGUCAAAACAUUGCAAAACACACUGGCGUUUGUGAAAUUCCUCGGCGCCAAUUCAGAGUCCGUGCUGGAAAGCUUUGGCGUCGCGGAUAGAUUGUUGAAUAAUGCGGACUACGACGUCUCUGUGGCCGAAGCCAAGGUCGCAGACUCCAGUGCCGAUAUAUUCCGCCGCCUGGAAGAGGAGAAAAAGAAAGAGGAUAAGAAGAUUGAAGAUGAUUUGCAGUCGAGAAUGUCUAGUAUCCGAACUAGCCAUCGCGCUAUCAUCAUGAACAUCGAGGAGGUUCUUGAGUGUGUCGAGCAAGCUGUUGCUUCUAGUGAGGGCUCUGGCGCGGGAGCAUCCUUGACACCCCCUUCGGGUCCCAGCUCUCGGCCGCAAACAACGUCUUCUCCCGGUGGUAUAGGCUCAUCUAAUACCCCUCCUGCAUUGGGAGUUGGCGUACCAACACCCCACGCAGCAAAUACAUUAACAGCAGAGGAGCAGCAACAAGAAAGAUUGAAGAAGGCAUUAGAAGAGGCAAAGAGAAGGAAUGCAGAGAAGGGCCAUGUUUGA